Neolamprologus brichardi is the source of this 1463-nucleotide messenger RNA. NCBI's taxonomy places the organism in Eukaryota, Metazoa, Chordata, Actinopteri, Cichliformes, Cichlidae. The record is from RefSeq and is a predicted model, not a curated record.
GCUGAUGUGGUGAUCAUGGCUGAGGAUGUGGCCGUGUCAGAGAUCUUAACAGAUGGUCUCACUCUGCUGGUGAACAUGGGCAAAGUUCUCCUGCAGAACGCCAAGGAGGAGGCAGCAGACUCUUUGGAGAAUUUUGUCCCACAUAAAAUCACCACUUUAUUUGGCCUGAUCACAGCUGGAGCUAGAUUCUACAGCAGCAUUGAAGUUAAAAAGAAAUGUGAAGCGGAGGCUGUUUGGCAGAAGUCUUAUCACCAUGCAGCAGUGAGAGAGCAGGUGCAAGAGCUUCAGCAGCUGGAGAAAGAAUGGGACUCUUUCCUGGAGAGUGUGGACAAAGAUCUGCAGACAACAGAUGUGCAGCUGUCUGGAGGAAAGACGGCCGACAGUCUGAGCCCAGAUACUCUAUUCACCGAUGGAAGAAGUGGAAGGAGUGUGACUCUCAGUCAGUACCUGGGUCAGGGUCAGAACCUGCUGCUGGUUCUCCUCAGACAUUUUGGAUGACUGCUGUGACGAGACCACGUGACCGAGCUGAAGGCCAAUCAGGUGUACAGAAGUUUUGGCCUUGGCUCAUCCUACGCCAAGGUGAUGAAGUUUGGCUGCCUGCUACAAUACUCAGAAUACGUAGUUGCAAACAUAGACUUCCCAGAUUUCCCCCAUCGUCUGCUGGAAGACAUCUACCAGCUAGGAGGUGACUUUUUGCUGGACAGUGCAGGGAAGGUACUUCUCUCUCAUCCAUCUAAAAACCCUCUGGACAGGCCGACCGUGGAAGACGUCUUGCAGACCGUGGACUCCGCAGGACAGUCCACUAACUCUGCUCACAAGCAGAAGCUGUGAAAUUCAUUCAAACACAGCCUCAGGGGUACAAGUCGCUAAACGCAUCGCUGACUCCUCACAGCAAGCGCAGCUCUUUGGCUCGCGUUCAUGACGUCACACCUUACACUCAUGACAUCAUGAAGGGGUGCGACUGAUGUUCCAGCGCGAGGCAGAGACAUCUGCUCUUCUGUGUUGCGUCAGCGUGACGAUGCAGCAUUUUAAAUAAAGUAGUGGAUUUAAUUAAAACAGAAUUUAACAAUAUAUUUGUAUUAUUUAAAGUUAACAAAGACUGAUGAUUUGUUUCAGAAAUUUUACCUUUUAAAGGUGCAUUUAACAGGUUUGGAUUUUAGUGACCUCAAGUGACAGUGAAAGGUAACACAGUUUGAAUUACAUCAUUACCCACAAAUCAGACAGUGAUAUGACACUACUGCAAAAACAUUUUUAUAACAUAUUAUCUAUGAUCCAUGAGUAGUUUGAUGAUAAAAUCACUACCAAGAUAAGGCUCAACUCAUUUUAGUCCACUGAUUUAGUAGUACUAUUUUAAAAAAAAAAGAAAAGCACCACGCCUUACGAGUGAAGCAAAUCUCCCUUUUACCUGUUGAACAUGUUGAACAAACUAUAAUCAACCUUUAGUAAAGAUUUUUUUAAAAAAA